AUCAAAGUUGUUCGUUGCCUCGUCGUGAGCGGUUGUGUUGCCAGCGGAAAGCCAAUCCCAAAACCGACUUGUGUCCAAUUCAGACGCCAAAAAUAACGUAAACCCCGAGAUCCGGUCCAAACAACAACUUGAAGCGUGCAGCCAAAGCGAACCACUGGAUUAUCGCGCGCACGUUUCUCCAACAAUCAUCAAAAAAAGCAAACAAAAACACACACAUCCAACAAAAUUAAUUUAUAAUAUUAUUAUUAUUAUUAUUUUGCCAAACACACACAACAAACAAGAUUUUGUACAAAUUGGCUAAUUGUGACAUACGAAUUGGUUCUAAAAAUCCACACCAACAAAUAAGUGAAACAGUGAAAAUUUCAAACACCACACAAACCAAACACCCACCAACUCUGAAAUUUGAAUACAAAAACACAUCAGAAAUUGUUACUCAACAAACUCCAACAUAGGAAAUAAAAAGAUCACUAUGGAAAACUGAAAAGCACCAACAAAGACAUCGAACGAAUCGAGACACGAAGCGAAGGAAGCAAACAACUGAAAGAAAAUAAACUAAGAGAAUACGAAGUAAAGCGAACAAAAAGAGGCCAACAUGCAGAUGAUCACGAUCAUUAGCAUCUGGUGCAUUCUGGCCAGCAUCUUCAGUCCGAGCGAGGCCCUGGCCAAUUGCCCGCCGGGCUGCCAGUGCGACGACAACACCCUGGUGGUGCAGUGCGGCGAGGGACAGCUGGACGUGCUGCCCAUCGCCUUGAAUCCCUCCAUCCAGCGACUGGUGAUCAAGAGCAACAAGAUCAAGACGAUCGACUCGUCCAUCCAGUUCUAUGCGGAGCUGACGUUCCUGGACCUCUCCUCGAACCACCUCAUGACGAUCCCACAGCGCACGUUUGCCUACCAGAAGAAGCUGCAGGAGGUGCAUCUGAACCACAACAAGAUCGGCCAGAUCAGCAACAAGACCUUCAUUGGUCUGUCGGCUGUGACCGUUCUGAAUCUGCGUGGCAAUCUGAUCUCUGAGCUGCACCAGGGCACCUUCACGCCGCUGCUGAAGAUUGUGGAGCUGAAUCUGGGCGAGAAUCGCAUCGGCUUCCUCGACCCCAAGGCCUUCGAUGGACUCACUCAGCUGCGGAUCCUCUAUCUGGACGACAAUGCCCUGACUUCGGUGCCCGAUCCCGUCAUCUUCCAGGCCAUGCCAAGUCUCGCCGAACUCUUCCUGAGCAUGAACUCCCUGCUGACCAUCCAGCCUGCCGCCUUCCAGGACCUGAAGGGCCUCACUCGACUCGAGCUGAAGGGCGCCAGUCUGCGUAAUGUCUCCCACGACAGCUUCCUGGGCCUCGAGGAGCUGCGCAUUCUCGAUCUGUCGGACAAUCGCCUGGCCCGCAUUCCCUCCGUGGGCCUCAGCCAGCUGGUGCGCCUCGAGCAGCUCUCCCUCGGCCAGAACGACUUUGAGGUGAUCAGCGAGGGCGCCUUCGUGGGCCUGAAGCAGCUGAAGCGUCUCGAUGUGAAUGGAGCCCUCAAGCUGAAGCGUGUCAUGACCGGAGCCUUUGCUGCCAACGGAAAUCUCGAGUACUUGAAUCUCUCCUCCAACAAGAUGCUGGUGGAGGUGCAGGAGGGCGCUCUGAGCGGUCUGCCCCAUCUGCGUCAUGUGGUAAUGAAGGCCAAUGCUCUGACCUCGCUCGCCGAAGGCCUCUUCCCCUGGAAGGAUCUGACCACGCUGGACCUCUCCGAGAAUCCCAUCUCCUGCGACUGCCGAGUGAUGUGGCUGCGCAACCUGCUGGUGGCCAAGAACGCCACUCAGGACGAGGUGUCGGAGCUGAUGUGCGAGUUUCCCGAGCGACUACGCGGCGAGUCCCUGAAGCACCUGAACCCCACGCUGAUGGGCUGCACCCACACGGACCCCCGAAAACAGGCACUGAUUGGCGCUCUGCUGGUGGGCUCGGCUGCCACCAUCACGGCCCUGGCUCUGGUUGUCUACCGCUGCCGCCACAAGAUCCGCGAGUACCUCAAGGGAGGACUGUGGGGAAACUCUGCCUUGGGCCGCAAGGAGCGCGAGUACCAGAAGACCUUCUGCGACGAGGACUACAUGUCGAGGCAUCAGCACCAUCCCUGCUCCCUGGGCAUCCACUCCACCUUCCCCAACACCUACACGGCUCCCCAUCACCCCACUGCCCCCGGCCAUCACUACGGCAUGUGCACCGGCAUGCCCAUCAAUGACCUGAAUGCCGGCAGCGAUCCCCAGCACAAGUUCCAGCAGCUGCAGGUGCCCACGGGCAGCCUGAUGAACGAGAAGAAGCUGAACAACAACAAGGCUCUGGUCAGCCAGGGCGCCAUCGAUGACAGCGCCUCCUUUGUGCUGCACAUGAAGACGGCUACGUUGGCGCGGGACCACCAGCAGCAGCAGGCACAGCAGCAGCAGCAGCAGUCGGGAGUCCAGUCCAAGCUGAAUCACUACACCAAGCCGCAAUUCCUGUCGGCCACCGCAGCUGUGGGCGAUUCCUGCUACUCGUACGCCGAUGUCCCCAUGGUCCACGGUGCCCCACUGGGACCCGCACCACAGCUGCAGCUGCAUCCACAGCUGCGCCUCACCCAUGAGCACUUCAAGCACCGUGUGGAAGGCGUCGAGCACUACGACAACGAGGUGAACAGCGAAAUACUCGAUCCCAACUACAUAUACAGCAACGCCCACUACUCGAUGCCGCUGGAGCAGUUGGGACGCAGCAAGACCCCAACACCACCGCCCAUGCCACCGGCACUGCCACUGCGCAACGGGCUGUGUGCCACCACUGGACGCAGGUCCUUCCAGCAGAAGUCCACCCAGUCCCAGCAGAACAACAAUACCCUGCGGCAGUUCACCCACUGAUCCACGGUCGACUAUCGACGCAGGCAGCUGAGCAUCUAUGCUUAGUUCGGCGCUGCCCAACACUGUGAUGCCAAAACCAAUCCCCAACCACAUCCCCCUCUCUCCUUGAGUAGUGCUUAAGAAAGAUUUAAGAACGAAUUGUAGUAGCUAUAGAUGAGAGUUUAGUCAGUAAGUCCGAGAAAAUCUUGCCCUGUACAUAACCAACACAAAAACACGUUUCUCUCGCCCUUU
Molecule: messenger RNA, 3085 nt
Organism: Drosophila subobscura
Lineage: Eukaryota; Metazoa; Arthropoda; Insecta; Diptera; Drosophilidae
Product: leucine-rich repeat-containing protein 15
Exons: 2
Coding region: 593-2854 (753 amino acids)
Molecular function (GO): protein binding
Source: RefSeq, a predicted model, not a curated record